AUGGCAACAGCAAACGUGGUUAAUCAAAUGUCAAUAGGAAAUUCUGCUUUAAAUUUUUUUCAACGUUCAUUUCAACAAAAUGGAGGGAGUACUGCUGCUUCCUCUAUUGCUGCUGCUAGAGGAUUCAACAUGAUUACCCCAUUAGAAAAUAUUAAACAUUUUAAUAGUAGUCAACAACAACAGGGAGGUAGUAGUGGUAGUGGAGGAGGGAAUAGUGGUGGUCACCAAUCAUCUAAUAAUAAUAGCAACAAUUUUUAA
This is a messenger RNA of Meloidogyne enterolobii, 258 nucleotides long. The record is from the annotation of a GenBank genome assembly. Lineage: Eukaryota; Metazoa; Nematoda; Chromadorea; Rhabditida; Meloidogynidae.